AUAUGUUUAUGCUGAAAAUAAAUAAAUUCUUACGUUUCAUAUAUCUUACUAUUAAAUAUUUAAAUAGUUUCUAAAAAUUUACUUUGGUGGCGCUAGAAGUGUUAAAUACAUUCUUUCAUCAAGUGAAAGAACAUAGACUGUCAACAAUUCAUUUUCAUAACAUUUGUGGUACCGUUCGCAUACAGUAAGAGCUCCAUUAAUGAAAAACGUAAAAGUAAAUUUUCAUUACCACUUCUUGAUACAUACUUCUAAAUCUGCAUCUGUAUGUAUAUAUGUAUAUAUAUGCUGUCCGAUGCUAUCAAACAUAGAAUAUGUUACUAGCUAGGAACUAAAAUUCUAGUGAUAUAAAGGUUGGAACGUUGCAAAGAAGUAGAUGGAUACACGAAGGAGAAAGAGAGAGAAUGGCAUCGCGCAAUCAGUGAGGGAGUCUCGCAUCGGUCCGUGGGCGUCAUCAUGGUGUGUGGGUUGAAGCGUUUUUGAGAGACAAGUUUGUUUUUAAUCGAUAGGACGUAGGCAUUUUUAUUAUUACGGUGAUGGUUUUACGGGAAAUGCCAUUGUUAUUCCGCAAGCCGCUAUGGAGAAAAUCAUUGACGCGCGAUGUACAAUUACGAAAUAAAUUUUAAGCGGAACGAUACAACGGUGCAUACGAUGUCGAAUUCGGAACAAGUUUUUCUUCAACAUCGACUUGUGUGGAGAUACAAAUGGAUGGUUGUUACAUUGUCGGUGUUACUCGUAACACCAUCGAACUUUACAAAAGCCGACAGGAUAUCGUACGAUAGUACCAAGGGUAAUCAGUGUCCCGUUGAGUGUUCGUGCCUUGGGAAUGUAGUGGACUGCAGUAGCUUACAAUUGAUCGGAGCACCCAGCGGGCUACCACCAUGGACAGAGAUCUUAGAGUUAAGAGAGAACAACAUAGCUAGCUUGGAGCCUGAUGUAUUAUUACAUUUAACUAAAUUAAAGGAAUUAGACCUUAGCGCCAACAAAUUUGGAGACAAUUUUACAAUCAUUCUACCAGAAGAUACACAUUUGCAAGGGCUUAAAAUAAAUAAAAAUCAAUUAACGGAGGUACCAGAUAUGUUUUUUGUUAAAAACAUAACACACCUUGCAUUAGCUCAUAAUUCUAUCACUGAUAUAAAUGGAACUGCAUUACUUACUCUGCAGCUACUUCAAAAUUUGGAUAUGAGUGGAAAUAAAAUAAGUGUUAUUCGGAAUGGAUCCUUUCUUGCUCCUAAUUGCCUUACACAUUUAAAUUUGAACAUGAAUCAAAUAAGGAUAAUUGAAAACGGAAGUUUAGAUAAUCUAACUUCGUUGGAAGAAUUGCGUUUGAAUAAAAAUCAUUUGACGCAGCUGAAAGAUCUUUUUACGAAUUUGAAAAAAUUGCGUAUAUUAGAAAUAAAUAAAAACGAAUUGCAAACGAUCCAAGGACUUAGUCUUACAGGUUUAAAAAAUUUGAAAGAAUUACGUUUGAAGAGAAACAAGAUUGAAACGUUACAUGAUGGUGCGUUCUGGCCACUCGAAAAUUUGACGAUCCUGCAACUUGACUUUAACAUGUUAACCGUUGUGAGAAAAGGAGGCCUUUUCGGAUUAGAGCAUUUACAAAAGUUAACGUUGUCGCACAAUCGAAUAAGCACCAUUGAAAUACAAGCAUGGGAUAGAUGCAAAGAAAUUGUGGAGUUGGAUCUGUCGCAUAACGAAAUGAAGAGCAUUGAACGAGAUACUUUUGAAUUUUUGGAAAAAUUAGAAAAGCUCAAACUGGAUCACAAUCAAAUUACCUAUAUUUCGGAUGGUGCAUUUGCUUCAACUCCUAAUUUGCAGAUAUUGGAACUAAACUUCAAUAAAAUUUCAUACAUGGUGGAAGAUAUCAACGGUGCCUUUGAUCCACUUGGACAACUAUGGAAACUAGGAUUGGCGCACAAUAGAAUAAAGUCGGUAAACAAAAAUGCAUUUACCGGACUAAGUAGCGUAACUGAACUGGAUUUAAGCGGAAACAAUGUAACGAGCAUUCAAGAAAAUGCAUUCGUUUCAAUGACUAGCCUAACGAAACUGAGAAUGAAUACAAGAGCUUUAGUUUGUGACUGUGGCCUGCAAUGGUUAAGUAUGUGGUUACGUGAGCACAGUUACAGUGAUGCGGAAGUUUAUUGCGGGUUUCCACAUUGGCUACAAGGAAUGUCGUUGACUCAGCUUCAUCAUAAGAAUUUUACAUGUGAUGAAUAUCCAAAGCCAAGGAUUAUUGAAGAACCUAAAAGUCAAAUGGGCAUUAAAGGAGAUAACGUGACGCUAGUUUGCCGAGCAACGAGUACUGCCAAUGCACCACUACAUUUUACCUGGAAGCAUGAUAACGUUGAAAUGGAUGAUGUUAAUCUGCAAAUAAACACCGAUUCUAUGGAAAACGGUGUAACAGAGGCAUCUUCCAUUUUACAUUUUACUAAUGUUACACACGCGAAUGCUGGGAAAUAUCAAUGUAUGGUAACCAACACAUACGGAACGACAUAUUCCACAAAAGCAAAAAUAAGCAUUUUAAUUUAUCCAUCAUUUUCGAAAAUUCCGCACGAUAUACGUGUAAUCGCUGGAAGCACUGCUCGACUCGAGUGUUCCGCGGAUGGGCAUCCAUCGCCGCAAAUAGCGUGGCAAAAAGAUGGUGGUAACGACUUUCCAGCGGCAAGAGAGAGAAGAAUGCACAUGAUGCCUACUGACGAUGUACUAUUCAUCGUCGACGUGAAAACAGCGGAUAGUGGCAUUUACUCGUGCACUGCGCAAAAUCUUGCUGGUUUAAUCGUCGCGAAUGCUACUCUUACGAUACUGGAAACGCCAUCAUUCGUAAAACCAAUGGAAAACAAAGAAGUGACAAUGGGUGGUUCGAUCGUAUUGGAGUGCAUGGCAAGCGGUAUGCCCAGACCAAAGUUAUCAUGGCGUAAGAAUGGAAAUCCUCUGCAGGCGACCGAGCGACAUUUCUUUACAGCUGAAGACCAACUACUGAUAAUCGUCGACACUAAAAUUAGCGACGCUGGCAGUUAUGAAUGUGAAAUGAGCAAUUCAUUGGGUAGUGUCGUUGGUGCAUCUCACCUUACAGUGAAACCAGCUCCGAUAUCAACUCCUAAUCCUAUGUCGGUAAACGAGGAUGAUAUACUAGGUUUGAUAAUAAUCACCGUUGUAUGUUGCGCUGUUGGUACAUCGAUAGUAUGGGUGGUUAUAAUCUAUCAAACUAGAAGACGGUUGAAUGCUCUUACUCAGACUAGAAAUUCACAACCGUCGUCAGCUAUAGCAGCUACGGUAGCGGACACGCAAACACAUAUAUAUUUGGAAACGAGUUCGCAGCAUAGUAAAGACAGCGGUACAGGAGACAGUACCAACCCUAGUAGCGAUCAGUUACAAUUAUGUUUACCCGAAGAGAUCGUUACAUGUUCAGUGAACAAUGAGGAAGAAACAAGUGCCGUGGUGAAUGUAGGAGCACCGUUGUUACGAUACACGAAUCAUGAACGACAGGUCUUGGAGAACAAAGACUGCGCCGUUUAAAAAACAGAAAUUUCAAAUAUGUCUUCAUCAUGAUCGGUUCGUCGCAGUCCGUGCAUAAACGUUCUUCUUUACCAUGUGCAAAAGAACGAUUGAAAAAUCGCAAGCGAUCGAACGUUGUUUCAACCGUUUGAUAACAAACUAUUUGCUACAGCAAAUGUGCAAUUUGUCAAUCCUCGUGUGUCAUGAACAUUAAUGUCGUGGUGUACGAUAGGGGUACAAGCGACAAGGAUCCCGAUCAUUGUCGUAUUUAUUAUAAAAACGUUUGUCAGAAGAGCGAUACGUAAACUAGAAAGUACUAAUGACGUAAGAUUUGUAAAUAUUUAAGAGUAAGGACUCAUCGUAAUUAGUGUGUAACUGAGUGCCGUCGAGGAAAGGGUAAAAUAAUAAGAGUAUGUUGACACUGGGAAUUACCGUAACCCGCAAAAGCCACUUAUAUCGUAAACCAGUCUUUUGUGAUAGAUAUUUAUUUUUAGGAUUACUUAAUUACUAUUAGAUAAUGUUUGUAUUUAUAGUGCCCCAUGACGUCAGUUUGUCUUAAACGAAAAAGAAGAAAAAGAAAAAAAAACAGAUGAAAUGAGAAAGAGAAACGUACAUACGUACACAAGUUCACGCACACGUAUUUUACAUAUACAACAAACGCGUUAAUUGUGUAUACAUAUAUACGUACGAGCGAACGGGUAUGCGUGUACAAUUGUUACGCACCAAAGUGCUGAUAUGUAGACACUUCAUGAUUUGUCUUCCUCUUUAUUUUUUAUUCAUAGCUAAUGGUUACGUCGCACCUAGAUAAACACUUUGAUACAAUUUAAUCCGAUAACGAUUGCUCAUCACCGAUAGAUAUCAAUACCAGUUUUCUAGUAUCUGCCUGUGUAUUAUCAUCGCUUAAAGUCAACGAUUUUCCUUUAGUAUUUAAUUUACUAAAAUUUAUAGCGUCUAUACAUGAAAAGAAUACUAUAUUUAUUAUAGUAAUUUCAUGAAAGUUCGCAAACGUUGUCACGAUUGCGUUUUAUCGUCAUUUUGAUCGAGGAGAAAUUAAUAGGAGAAAACACUUUCUUCCUUCGUUUUUCUUCUAUCAAUAAUUUGUUUCUUGUGUAUUCGUGCGUUUUAAUAGAAAAUCUAAACGUAAGAUAAGUAGAUUUGUAAUUAGUUGAGCGAUCAAGCGAUAAGACGACGGUAGCUGUGUAGAAAAACUUCAGUGGAUAUUAUCGUUUUUGUGAAUUUGAAGUUCAUUUGUGAUAUUACCGUGCUGCGCACAUGCAAUUUAAAAUGACCGUGAACAUACAUGGUAUAAGAUAUGAAACAGGAAAACGUAAAUCUUUGGUAAAAGCCGACGCUUGCAAAAAUUAUUAUUGUGAUACUUUAUCGUUUCGCUAUCAUGUCGCGGUUAAAAAUGCAUCCUUCAUAAUCAUCUAUAUUUUUUUAAAUCAUAUAAUUCGAGAAAGCGAAAGAGAAAAAGAAGAUUAAGCGAAUAUUGUCAUUCUUGGUUGACGCGAUACAACGCAUUAUAUCGCGUAGUAACGUAUCACGAGCGAUAAAUGGUUGUUCGGUCUACGAUCAACUUCGUUCAUUAGUUCUUUCCCUUUUCGUCAUCAAUGACUUGUAGCAUGCGUCGUUUUUCAUUCUACGGAAGAUUUUUAUCAAAUAUACAGUUAUUUUGUUCUGCGAAAGAGAAGAGGAUGAAAAUUCAAUGUAUCGUCGCCGGUGGAUUCAGGAAUGAGUCGCGAACGAUUGCGAAUUAAGAUUGCGUCCAGCAGGCCAGCAGAUCCAGUGGGAUCGUGCAAACUUACCACUGACAAGUAUUAAACCGUAUUUUGCCAAUAAACAAGAGAAUCUGUCGCGAAAACGUUGAUUGACUCGUGCCUGUGUGUGAUACACCGAUUAAGGUGUCCUCGUUUAAUUCAGUAUUUUUCCUUGUUGUUACGUGGUAUAUUAUAAACAAAUACAAGUAAUCUAUCAGAAUAAUGUUAUAUAGUCAGUCAGCAAACAAACUCCCUCAUCUUUCCUCUCUAUUAACAUUUCGUUUCGUUUCUUUUCUCUUGAGCUUUAUUUACCAAACGAGCAUACUUUGUUAAAAUAUACAAUUGCUGAUACAUGUACAUGUACAUUCAUAGGAGAAAGAAAGAAAAAAGCAGACGGAUUCGGCAAUCUUCUUAGAAACAUUAAAACGAUACGCCAGCGUAUCAUAACCAUUUGCUUUUUUUUCCUUUCUUUCUUUUCUUUCUUCCUUUCCUUCUUUCUUUCUAUAUUCUUUUUUCCUUUUUCUUUCCUGCUAUCAAUGAACGUAUCUGUGCGGGUGUACAUAUUUUGCGCGGUUGCAGCCAUUUCUCGAUCUCAAAUAUUCCUGUUUACACUACAUCGGUGAUCAUGAAAACACGCAUCACACACAUAUACAAGUGUUCCCACGAGAUAUUAGUUCUCUAAGGGUUAAAAAAUACUAGAUUCGCAUUCAGAUGAAUUCAGAAUUGAUUUUUUAUCAUCAAUCUGUUGGCGUUGAUGUCAGUCAUGAACGAUCGAUAGGAACGAAACCCCUUCGAUGAUUUUGUUACGCAUUCGCGAAUAGAAUCGUUCGAAGAAAAUAAAAGGACGCGAUGUCCGAUUCGUUUAAGAAUUAAGAUCUUAAGAGAAAACAUGAUAAGUACUUUUUUCUUGAUUUUUCGACGUUAAUAUCGUAUUAAAACCGAAAAGGAAUAUUUUAAUAUAAAAUAAUUAGAACUGGAAAGAAUCUGACAGAUAUGGAUAGCCGGAAGUAUGAUUGUUAAGAUAAAGAAAAUUUUAAUAUGUUCAAUACUUUAAUAACUUCAAGCAGUGCUUUUCGAACUAUGAAUAAAAUGGAAAAAUAUAUGUUUGGAAUAAAUAUUAAAUAAAAGAACAAUUUUGAUAACGCAAGAUUAAUUAAUAGCAUAGUGAAUUUUAAAACUACAGCAUGAUAGAAAAGAGAUGGGAAAUAUGCUUAUCGUGUUUUUGCUCUAUACAUAGUUUUCAAAUGCGAACGAAAGAAACAAGAAGUUUGGGCGGGGAAAAGAGAAUUAAGAUGUAAGAAACGUAAUACAUAUAUAACGGCACGUGGGUAGUUACUUAUUUCCAAGUAUCACAAUGAUCAAAGUAUCGUAUAUAUACACAGUGUGUGUUAAAAUUGUCGUUCGAUUCGUUGACGCAAGAAGUGAUCGUUGUUGAUACCCAGAUUGCGAAUAUUUAUGCAUUUAUGGAAAAUAAAAGAGAAAAAUAUAUAAAAUAUUCAGAGUAAAGCACAAUUUAUAGCAUUUAAUAAUUGGAAGAAAUCUAUAUUUAUGUUUCAGUUUGAUAAAUAUUUGUGUAAACAUUCGCAAUCUGUUGGUAACGUUCAUUUCAUGCGAUGGUAAAGUAGAAUCGUGCUUUUCUGCGACGCGAUUAAACAAUAAAAGAAAACGCGUGGGUUAUGACGCUUUAAAGGACGAACAAUAUAUAAAUAAAUAAGAAGAAAAUAGUUUAGUUAAGUAAAAUACAUCGUGUGGUUCCUUUUAAAUGGGGAACAGCAACAUCUUUGAUGGUAAACAGCCACGAUAUCUCUUGCGAAAAAUCUCUUGAAGUUUGUUGUCGUUAAUGGAAGGAAUUUACCAACAAAUUAGACUGUUCGGGAAAUUCGUAAUGUGAGUUAAGAAAGAUCUAAAUUAAAAAUUUGUCGUCUUUUUCAUCAAUGAACUUCGCAUAGCUUUUACAGGCUUCUAAAGUAUUUUUUAUUUCAUCUUUGACUUUCGACUAAAUUUUGUAAAGAUCACAAUAAAUAAUAACGAGGCCGAUAGAGACAAACAUUCUAGAUACGAUUCAAAAUUUGAAUGUAUAACGUUUAACAUUGUCCCACUGAAAAAGAGAAACAUAUUUUAUUAACAAAUUUUGGAUACUUCUUCAUAAUUUUCUUUAAUAUCCAACCAAGAGCAGUAUAGUUGUUUAAACAUUUCAUUAUUUGAUAAACGGAAUUUGUAAUAAAAAUGCUACGAACUUUUCGAACAAUCCAAUAAAAGGCGUUGAAAAUUGUGAUAUUCGCAGGAAAAAGAAUUGUUCGAUUCUUACCGGUUCCGUUUUAUCUGCAAAUCGCAAAUAUAAUUACUUAAUAUCCUGCUUGUUAAACAUGAUGCGCAUUCUGACUCGGCGCAUCCUGAACGAACCAGGCGAUUCGUCUCCGUCGUUAAACGGUAACGCGAAAAUAACAGAUUUAUUUCACCGCAAAAUAUGUACAGGUUUCGAGCGAAUUUUCGUCGGUAAGACGGCGCGCGAUGGUUUCAGAAUAGGCAUGCGCGUGCGCGAAACAGUCGCAGCUAACGAUCGAGUCCAUCCGACCGCGUCGUCAUCCUUCGUGAUGCGGUAAAUUUCCUCGUAGGAUCAACCGCGAUCAUUCUUCGUCGGCUCUCGGCCGAUUUUUCGUUCACUCGCAAACACAAAAUUCUCUAUCUAUCUACCUAACUAUCUAUUUAUCUAUAUAUAUAUAUAUAUAUAUGUAUAUGUAUAUAUAUAUAUAUAAUAUUUGCGUCGCUCACAAUAAAACUAACAUUGUCAAAAAUCAUUAAGACGCGGUGCUCGUUGGUCGAUGCUCGUCGGCCGGCGAUCGAUCGCGAUUAUCGGAAGAUGCAGAUAUCGCGGUAACGUUCUUCAGUCUCGAACCAGUCGAUCUUCGAUUCGUCGGUUGACGCGCUUCGACGACGGUUCGUCAAUAACUCGUUCCGUGGCCAUGCUAAAUUUUGUUCGUUCGAGCUUUCUGAUGCGUAAAUCUGUCUAUAAACAACGAUUGUAGUCGAAGUAACGGUUCAAAUUGUCUUAUGCGUUUGGCCAAUUACGUGCCGCGUAUCGACGUUCCAAAUCGUCGAACAACGAAAACACGCAUUACUAUUUACAAGAAAAGUUGGGCGAGCAUAGAGUUCGAAUUAGAAACGACGUCUCGUUUCGAUGUUUCGAUUCGGUCGUUACAAACGAACGAGGAUAGCUCGAUGCAUCUUUUACAAUUAGACGGAUACAAAGCACGAAGAUCGGUUCUUGCGAAAUCUCGUCGUCGGUAAUUGAUCAUUCAUCUCGUCACCGUUUCUGGAUAGCGAUGCGCACCUUGCGGCAACUUCGCGCGACUCGUUUAUACAAGUCGAUAAUAACGUUCAAGCGAAUUAUCCCGGAUGGUAAAUAGCAAUCAGAACGCAACUUUCAUCAAACGUACAAGCUGCUCAUUAUACAAAAAUAUCCUCAAAGAUACGACAUUUUUAUCUACAGAAUCGAUUAUCUAAACUCACCUAUAAACAAUGAACGUGGAAGUACGUGCCACGAAGCUUGGUCGCAAAGUUGCACAUUCUUCAUCCAAGCUUAAACGCACGCACGUUGUCGCUCGUUUCGAUCCUUGCACCGCACAGCUCUUCACACCAUCAUCCGUGUUCAAUUCCGCGAGUUCCGCUCGUCGCCAGUGUGUUUCGAAAUUAUAAGGUAAUUCAAGAAGGAUAAGCGCGUGAUUGCAAUACAGAUAGCUGUCGUGUAAUUAGGCCGAGCGCGUAGUGGAAGGGAAGGGUUAAAGUGGGGGAGCCUACGACGCGAGCGGACACCCGUCGAAGUCGCGGCGAAGCUUGGCGAGCGAAACGCACGGUUUCCAGCGGUUUUUAGUGCCGCGCUGUGUCGCGUUCCAAAUCGUUCCGCACUGCCGUCUCUUCUCGAACGUUUUCCUUCGGAGAAGUCGAAUUUUCGCGCUUUAGUCUAUCAGCGACAGAAUUGUCCUACAAAGAGUCGUUAACGUGUCACCGUGCUACCGUAUCACCUUCCCCGCGAAUGUAGCGCGCGCGAUCCACUUACCGAACUGAAAACCGAGAAAGAGAAAAAGAACUUGAGACGAACGCGAUCACGCACGACCAACGUGCGAACUUUCGUUACGAAUAUCCGGCCGUAAAAACGUUCGAGUCGGAAGAUUCACCGCGAUCGAUGCGUGCGCGAAUCAACGGCGAUGAUGUUCGCGUAUUCGAAUCGUGCGAGGACGAUCUGAAACCGCACACGAAUUGUUACCAAGCUUUCUAGCCUUUGGCGAGAAAAUCGAAAGCGACGAUCUUCGUUGGUUGGUUCACGGUCGAUCUUGAUCGCGAUCAGUCAGUAAUCGACGGUUUCUGGUUUCUAG
Bombus huntii is the source of this 9622-nucleotide messenger RNA. Its product is annotated as leucine-rich repeats and immunoglobulin-like domains protein 3. The record is from RefSeq and is a predicted model, not a curated record. NCBI's taxonomy places the organism in Eukaryota, Metazoa, Arthropoda, Insecta, Hymenoptera, Apidae. The transcript is spliced from 14 exons. Bases 598 to 3513 code for a protein of 971 amino acids. Gene Ontology annotation, molecular function: protein binding.